Messenger RNA from Scleropages formosus (Asian bonytongue), 3815 nucleotides. RefSeq names its product GATA binding protein 4 (gene gata4). NCBI's taxonomy places the organism in Eukaryota, Metazoa, Chordata, Actinopteri, Osteoglossiformes, Osteoglossidae. Gene Ontology annotation, cellular component: nucleus. Bases 235 to 1428 code for a protein of 397 amino acids. Gene Ontology annotation, biological process: cell fate commitment; positive regulation of transcription by RNA polymerase II; negative regulation of transcription by RNA polymerase II. The record is from RefSeq and is a predicted model, not a curated record. The transcript has 6 exons. Gene Ontology annotation, molecular function: RNA polymerase II cis-regulatory region sequence-specific DNA binding; DNA-binding transcription factor activity, RNA polymerase II-specific; zinc ion binding.
CUGGAGGGAGAGGGAGGACACAUAAACCAGACACGGGGGCAGUGGGGCGGCCGCGGACGCUGCGCGGGACAGCGGCAGUUGACUGACAGCGGGGACAUGCGCCCUCGGCGCCGAUGACAGCGGCCCGAUCGGAGGAGCGCAGGUGGAGCCCCGUGCGCCUGCAGCGGCAGGUCCCCUGAUCAGUGCGGCCACCAGGUGCUCCUCGCGCUGCACGGUCACGUCCCACGCGUGGAUAUGUACCAGGGCUUAGCGAUGGCGACGAACCACGGACCUCCGUCUUACGAGCCGCCUUUCCUGCACAACUCGAGCGCUACCUCGCCCGUGUACGUGCCCACGACCCGGGUCGCACCCAUGAUCCCAGCGCUGCCUUACCUCCAGACGCACGCGUCGUCCCAGCAGGGCGGCCCGGUGUCGGGCCAUGCCGCGUGGGCGCAGCCCGGCGCCGAGCCCGUGCCCGCGUACAACGGCGGGAGCGCGCACCACUCUCCCGUGUCGCCCCGCUUCGCCUUCUCCACGAGCCCCCCUCUGAGCUCCGGGGUGGCGGCGGUGGCGGUGGCGGCGGCGGCGGCCCGGGACACCACGAGCUACAGCAGCGCUCUCAACAUCUCGGCCGGCGGCGGCGGCAGGGAGCCCUACGGCACGAGGCCGAUGGGCGGCUCCUAUCAUCACAGCCCGUACCCGGCCUACGUGGGCUCCGGCGUGGGCGGAACGUGGCCCUCGUCCCCCUUUGAGAGCUCGGUCCUCCACAACCUGCAGUCCGGGGGACCCGCGAGCGCCAGCCGGCACCCCAACAUCGAGCUCUUUGACGACUUUGCGGAGGGACGGGAAUGCGUGAACUGCGGAGCCAUGUCCACGCCCCUGUGGCGCCGGGACGGGACGGGACACUACUUGUGCAAUGCCUGCGGCCUCUACCACAAGAUGAACGGAAUAAACCGGCCCCUGAUCAAGCCCCAGAGGCGCCUGAGUGCCUCCAGGAGGGUGGGCCUGUCCUGCACCAACUGCCACACGACCACAACGACGCUGUGGAGGCGCAAUGCUGAUGGGGAGCCUGUGUGCAAUGCCUGCGGGCUCUACAUGAAGCUGCAUGGGGUUCCUCGGCCCUUGGCCAUGAAGAAAGAGGGGAUUCAGACUCGCAAACGCAAGCCCAAAAAUCUAAACAAAUCCAAACCCGGGACUCCUGGGGCAGACAGUCACACCCCCACGACCCCUCCGAACACCAGCAGCAGCACAGAGGAGCAGCGGCCAGUCAAGACGGAGCCAGAUAACACAGCCCUGUACUCACACCACGGUGCACAGCCUCAGGUGCCACUUGUUCCUGGAUACAGGAGUGUCCACAAUGGUAGUACCUUCUUGAAGCUGUCGCCCGGGGGACCCCCUGGGCCCUCCAGCUCCAAGAACGAGCCCUGGAACAGCCUCAUCCUGGCAUAAGGCUUCCGAGAGUACUCCCUGGAUUACCACGGCCGUGGACCUUCUUCGGUGGGACACGUUAGCCUGGACACGCGAUCGGAGCCUGAAGAGGCUGUGUUCUCCACAGCAGCAACGAGCAGCUAACAAACCCGUUAGCUUGUAUGUUCUCCUCUCCUUGUCUCUCGUCUUAUUUCUGCUCAAUAGAUCUCUCUACCUUUUCGCUUCGUCUUGUCCAGUGUUUUAAAGCGCGUGAUGGUAAAAACCGAGUGCUGUGGGAAAAGUCAACAAGGUUUCAGCCGACACCAUCAAGGACUCCCAUUCCUCGCCUUGAACCUGAACAGAUACCGAGUCACAUCGCGAGAUGUCGGCCAGAAGGAUGUGCUGCCGGAGGAGCGUCAUCUUUUCGAACGGAGAGCUAUAGAAGGUGCGUCACAAGGAAUCACACACACAACACUGUACUGAAGCACCUGCAUGAGACCAGAAGCCUUAACCAUUUGCAGCACUCCUUGGAGAAAAGCCGGACGUGGGAAUCACUUCAUUCGCCGUGUAUAUCGAAGCUCCCUGUACAUUCUAUGUACCAUCCUGACACUUUCACGACUGGGAUCUGAACGUUGUUCACAUGACAUGAAGGUCCGAAAGAUUCCACGAAGAAGGCCGCUUGCCACUUACGGUCAUGUCCGUAACUGUAACCUUAUUUCCUUGUUCUACAUGGCAGUGUUACAACUUUAGAGCAGAAUGUCAAAUAUAUAUAUAUGUAUGUAUACAUAUAUAUAUGUAGUGCAUACUGUAUAUUUCACAAUAUCCCCAUAUUUCAGUGCUUUAGAGUUAACACUGUGCCAGCGAAGAGUUGCUCUCGAUAAGGUUACAUCAAAAAGCCUCCUUUAAACUGAAUAACCCAGUUAUUUUUUUGUGUUUCUCAUCCUCGCAGAUGCUAUUUCAAUUCUAUAUUUUAGAAUGGUUUCUUUGUAGUAUUUAUUUUGAUUUAAAAUGUACCUUGUUCUUAAAUUUGUACUUGUAUCUUGUAUGAAUGGAGUACUUGGUGUACUAUGUGAAAACAUUCUAAAAGAAAUAACACUCAUCAUAACCGUUGAACUGAAGGUUUUGCUUAUUUAAAGGGGAGCCUCUGCUUGGAGAGAAUUGUAGCUCAUGGUUAGUAUGGUUAUGCAUGGGAGUGCCUGGGCUGUGGGUGCAAAUCCAAUUCUUUCAUUGCUCUGGUUUCCUCCCACAGUUUAAAGAAAUGUGUACUGGCGACUCUAUAUAUUACCCUCUGUGUGUAUUUGAGAGCGAAAGAGUGUGUGCGACUGCCCCGUGACAGACCGGAGUCCUCUCCAGGGUGCAUCCAACCUCAUUCCCUAUAUGCUUCCAGGAUAGCCUCUGGACCUCUGUGACCCAACAUUGGAUGAGCGGCUAUUGAUAAUGGAUAGAUACAGUAUAUGUAAAUCUUUCAUAUACACUCCAUCAUUAUAAAUAGUAUAUAAUGUAUAGCUUAUCGCCUCAUGAAGGAAAAAGGCAGCAAUGGAACAUGCUCACAUGACUGUUGGAGAAGCCUUACUGUCUGUCUUUUUUGUGUCCUGCACCAGCAUGAGAAGGUAACAAAGGUAAAUAAAAAAAGAAUUUGGAUCAACUAAAAAAACCAAGUUACACUCAUGCAUUAUUUUUGCAGAACAGAAACCAACUAAACUGGGUCACAGCAACAGAGCAACAGAAAGAGAAGAAUAUAGCAGUGAGAAACUGCAAAUACACCCAGUCCUCACAUAAUGUGGUUAUCUUGUUCUGUGAAAUCAUCACUUUAAGCAAAUUCUCUUUGACAAGAGGUUGAAUUACCAUUAUUUUUUAUGGAGAAAAUGGGUUCUGGAUGAAAAGUCCCACCUAAGGUGAAAUAAAAAUCCAAAAUAAAAAGUAUUUUUGUUCAUGACAGCGAUAACGCCAACAUAUUUUAUUUGUACCACUAAUGAUUAGGUUUAGUUUAACACUUUUAUGAAUUCCGUCAUUAUCAAUAACCCCUUCUGCAAUGCAGGGUCACGAAGGUCGAGGAAAAAUGUUCCCUGUAAGCUGUGUGUCUCAGUUCCUGUUUUUAGGACAGGCUCUGGAAUAGAGAUAAAUAAGUAAGUAAAUAACAAGGAAAAUAAACUAAUUAAAGUAUUAAAGCAUUUUAAAAAUGUAUUAUACUUUCAUUUGAGGUUUUUAAAGAACCUAGCCCAUGAAUAAAUCAAGGACUGUGUUAUUAAGCUUUUAUUGAUAGUUAUAUACUGGUUUUACAAACAACUUGAAUUACAAACAGACUUCUGGUCCAAAAUGUGUUUGUAAACUGAUGAAUGCAGGUGGUCCCGGACUUAAAAUGUGGUUACGUUCCGCGAAACCCAUUGUAAGUCGAAAAUGUAUUUAAUAUAACUAUUACACACCUCUGC